AUGACGACGACGACGACGACGACGACCAAGGCGUCGACGACCAAGGCGACGACCAAGGCGACGGCGACCAAGACGGCGCAGCGCCCCGUCGCGACGCGCGCGGCGCCGGCGAAUGCGACGAAGCAGGCGAGCGCCGAGUUCGAAGCGCCGAAUCAGUACGGAUACUUCCCGUCCGCGAUCGAGGCCGCGAGGAAGAAACGCGCGACGCAAACUGGGUUCGACAAGCAAGUCAAGAUGACGAAGGCGGAGCAAAAAGAACGUUUCAGCUCGCUGUGCUCGAAGCAUCCCGAGCUGCAAAAGUGCAGAGACGACUACGUGUCGCCGCUUCGGGUGAAACCGUCGACGCAGAGCGUCAUCAACGGAAGCGUCGUGCGCAGCGAUGGUAUCAUUUUAGUGCCCGGGAAUAAGGAUGACUUGGUGACGUGGGCGCUCGAUCCCGCCAUGUCCGGCGACACGCUCGGAUUGUUGCUCCCGACGCUCUUCAUCAUCAUCGGCGCGCAGCUCAAGCAAGCCGCGGGGGUGCCGGAGUACGUCUCUGGCGCGGUCGGGGUGACGACCAAGCUCAUAGCCACCGGUCUCGUCGCGUUGUACUGGGUGCCAAACUUUGUGAACUAA
Messenger RNA from Ostreococcus lucimarinus CCE9901, 615 nucleotides. RefSeq lists its product with no specific name. NCBI's taxonomy places the organism in Eukaryota, Viridiplantae, Chlorophyta, Mamiellophyceae, Mamiellales, Bathycoccaceae. The record is from RefSeq and is a predicted model, not a curated record. The transcript has 2 exons. The coding region runs from base 1 to 615 and encodes 204 amino acids.